GCCCGGCUCAAGGUGCAGCGGAAGGUGAGCAGGAACGAGGAUCUCCUGGCCCCGGCAGAGGGAGCGAGCCCAGGAGCCCCGCAGCUACCGCGCUACGUCCGAGUGAACACCCUGAAGACUUGUGUGGAUGAUGUGAUUGAUUUCUUCAAGCGCCAGGGCUACUCCUACCUGGGCAAGGCCUCCAGCGUAGAGGAACUGAGCUCCCUCUCAGGGAAGAAAUUCCUGUUGGAUCUUCAUCUCCCAGAGUUGCUGGUCUUCCCUCCACAGACAGACUUCCAUAACAACCAGCUCUAUACUUCUGGGCACAUAAUACUUCAGGACAAGGCCAGCUGCCUCCCUGCCUUCCUCCUGAGUCCAGCUACUGGCUCCCACGUGAUUGAUGCUUGUGCUGCACCUGGGAACAAGACCAGCCAUGUGGCUGCCAUCCUGAAAAACAAGGGGCAGAUCUUUGCCUUUGACCUGGACACCAAGCGCCUGGCCACCAUGAACACCAUGCUGAUGCGGGCUGGGGUCACCAGUUUUGAGUUGGCCCAGCAGGACUUCCUGAAGGUUGAUCCUAGGGACUCCAAGUACAGCAAAGUGACCUAUAUCCUCCUAGACCCAUCAUGCAGUGGCUCAGGGAUGGUGAACCGGGUGCCAACAGAGGAGGCUGCCCCCAGCGCAGAGCGGCUGCAGGGGCUGGCUGGAUUCCAGCGCAAGAUCCUGAACCAUGCUCUGAGUUUCCCGGCUGUCCGGCGCCUGGCCUACUCUACCUGCUCGGUGCACCAGGAAGAGAAUGAGGAUGUGGUGCAUGCUGUGCUUCAGGAGCAGGGCUCAGCCUUCAGGCUGGUGAACGUGUUGCCUUCUUGGCCCUGCCGAGGACUUGCUACCUUCCCUGGGGCUGAAUGCUGCCUCCGAGCCUCUCCUGCAGACACGCUCACCAAUGGCUUCUUUGUGGCUGUGCUGGAGCGGUGUGGGGAAGAGGCUGCUGUCCCCAGCUCCCUGCCCACAGCAGCUGAGGUAAGCCUACAGCAAGGAGGGGGAGUGGACCCAGGGGCUGCUCACAAGAAGAAAAGGAAAAAGCAGCGAGUGAAAGAGUGAACCAGCUUUUCUUAGGACUGCACAUGGCCCAGCUCUGCUUCUGGUAGAGACCUCUCCUGCUGCACCCACUGCUGCACUACCUCCCUUGGGCUGCAUGACUGAAAGGCUGGAGCUCUGUCUCUGCCCCUGGACAGCAGGGCCUCUCUGAUGUAGACCUGUAAAGUAAAGCUUUGCACC
Struthio camelus australis is the source of this 1257-nucleotide messenger RNA. Lineage: Eukaryota; Metazoa; Chordata; Aves; Struthioniformes; Struthionidae. The record is from RefSeq and is a predicted model, not a curated record.